CUCUCUCUCUCUGGUCAGGUGAUGUUUUUUCCUCUUCGCCAUUUUGCAGUGCUGAGCUCUGCCGGGUGUGUGUGUGUGUGUGUGCGCGCGCGCGCUGUUCUCCGGGUUCUCUGUUCUGCUCUGGCUGUGAGCGCUCUGUACACUCAGACUUCCUCCUCGGACUGAAGAGCCGUCAGCAGCGCUCCGGCCUCGCGCAGUGUUAUCAUCAGUAAUCUGAUUAUUGGCGUUAUUGGCGAGGUGAUCGGUGGAGAGGGAUCAUGUCCACGGAAGCUCCUGCGUACUCCCCGUUCUUCGGGGCGAUGGGCGCCUCUGCAGCCAUGGUGUUCAGCGCUCUGGGUGCGGCGUACGGCACGGCGAAGAGCGGCACAGGCAUCGCCGCCAUGUCUGUAAUGCGUCCCGAGCUGAUCAUGAAGUCCAUCAUCCCGGUGGUCAUGGCUGGUAUUAUCGCCAUCUACGGGCUGGUGGUGGCAGUGCUGAUCGCCAACAGCAUCUCGCCCACAGUCACUCUGUACAAGAGUUUCCUCCAACUCGGAGCUGGACUCAGCGUGGGUCUGAGCGGAUUAGCGGCGGGUUUCGCGAUCGGGAUCGUGGGCGAUGCAGGGGUCCGCGGGACCGCCCAGCAGCCGCGACUCUUCGUCGGGAUGAUCCUCAUCCUGAUCUUUGCUGAGGUUCUGGGGCUUUACGGCCUCAUCGUGGCCCUUAUCCUCUCCACCAAAUAAACUACAGCUCCCGGCAUGCACUGCAGAACCGGGAAGUGUGUGUGGGGGGGGGUGGGGACAACGGAGAUAAAAUAAGAAAAGAGUGAAGAGAUUCGGGAUAGAAAUCAUCACUGUCGUUAGAAAACCUCGUAUCUCCAAAACGGUAACUUUAAAGGGAAAAACAACACUUAAAAAACACAGCUGUUCACUUUUUACACUUCGUCAUGGUUCGCUGAUCAUUAACGAUGUUUUCUUAGGACGUCAACAGUAGAGUAAAUCCAUCUGUCUCAGUGCUGAAUCUGUCAUCGGGAAGUGGUGAGUUCGAUUCCCGGUGAUGCCACAGCCAUCCGUAAUGCUGCGUUCACGUUUGCGGUUGGCGGCGUCAGCAAACUACAUAUUCGGUUGGUUUCAAUGGAGCCGCAACAGAAAAUUCUACCACCGCCAGCGCCUUCAGUCAGGAGUUAAAUAUUCCCAACGUCUGCCGUCGACCGCAGCGGCGGAAUAAACCGGACAUUGAUUUUUUUUGGUAGCCGUGGACGCCAAACAUCUUACUGAAUUCCAGACAAGCUCAGUAUUAUACAACAAAAACAAGAGAACAGAGCGCCACCUGCCUUUCUCCAACUUAAAUCAACAACCUGCACUGAUACAGCUCUCCUCUGAUAAUCAGCCAUGGUCAUCGAUAACUUGGUCACCAUGGCAACAUCUCUAGCUUCACUGUUAGGUGAUGAGCGCUAUGAGGUGCAAAAUGACGUUUUUAACGCAAAUGUGAACGCAGCAUAAACAGGAGUCAGAGAUCUUAACUGUCCUCCCUCUGACUCGGUAGGGUGGUCCUCCCUCUCCCCCCAUCACUCAGUGUGAUGCUAGACAACACUGCGUCUGUUAGCUGACGUAGGAUUAGCAGUUAGUGUUCUCCUCCAAGCGUGUUGAGCUGGAUGAUGUGGCGGAGCUUCACGUGGAACAUGCUGGACCUCGUCCUGCCAGCUGGGUAGCAUCAUGUAAACUAGAAACAGGCGGAACUGGACACGAAUGAAUUGUGGAGAAAAAAAAUUGGAUGGAAAAUCAUCCCUGUCAUAAGAAAAUAUCACAUCUAGUAAAGAAAAAAAGGAUUUAAGACGUAAGAAAUUUUCUAUUUUUAUUAAACGACACUAUAAAUUGCGAAAAUAAUAAAACUAGUUUCUUUUGGUUUAUUUGUUAUUAAAUGUUAACAAAGGCAGCUGCUGUUUCCAAACUGUGUGAAAAACAUCAGUGGAGCGUCUGAGCGCUGACUCCACCAUCAGGAGGUCGUGAGUUCGAUUCCCGUUAUCCUCCCGUAAAAAUAAAGCUACACAUUUCUAUUUUUUUCUAUUUGCCAUUAAGUGAAAACACAUCGUUAAAAAAAGGGCAGCUGUUUUAAAAAGGUUUAAAAAUGUUUACAUCACAGAGUAAAAGGAAUAAAAUCGGCUAGAAAUCUCCAAAAUGGGGGAAAAACCACUUGUAACAUAGUAAAACAGCUUUAAGUCCAUUUUUCUGUGAACUGUUUAAAUAAAACCACAUUUCUGUUCAUCAUUAAACGUGAAAAUGUAAAGGGCAGCUGUUGUUUUCACACAGUGUGGGGAAAAAACGGAUAAAAGAACGGAAUAAACGUGUUUACGAAGUUUUCUGGCGACAGUGAUGAUGAGUAUGAUGAAGAGAAGGAGCUCGUGUACAGUGUCAGAUUCAUCUCCAACUUCCUGUAAGAAAAAACCUAAGCGCAGUGUUUUGAGCCUGUCUGUCCUCUAACUGUUAAAGAAGAACUCGUCUUUCUCUCUGCUCCAUCACUCCAUCAGUUUGCCCAUCACUCCCCCCACCCCCCCCCUCUCUCUCUCUCUGUGCCUGGCUGAUGUCUCUCACCCCGUCAUGCUGAUUUUGAGAAUUAUUUUGUAAUGAACUUUCACACUGAAGUGUUUAUAAGUGGAAAUAUGUACCUGUAUCUCAGAUCGUGAAUGGAAUAGCUUUUGUUAAUUGUUUUAUUUUUUUGUUAUUGUUGUUUGUUUUCGUUUUCCAUUGAUUUUAUUUAUAAGAACAUUGAAAUUGUUAAUGAAAUGUGUACAUGGAGCUUUUUCGAAUCCCCUCUCUGGUAAAUAAUAUAUAAGUAUAUAAAUCUACAGAUAACGUAUUGGGGUCUGUGGGGUGGGUGUUAACGGCAUGGCGCCCCCUGCUGGUACCUGUGUGUAAACCGCUCGAUGGAAACGGCCUGGCUUGGUGUGUGUGUGUGUUUGCGUGUAUCUGUGUGUUUCUCCUGUACGUGAUGUUUGAUUGCAUUAAAGCCGCGUGCGCCUCUCUCGGCUCGCACGCCUCAAAUUUCCA
Messenger RNA from Colossoma macropomum (tambaqui), 3023 nucleotides. It is a transcript of the gene atp6v0cb, whose product is annotated as ATPase H+ transporting V0 subunit cb. Gene Ontology annotation, biological process: proton transmembrane transport. The record is from RefSeq and is a predicted model, not a curated record. NCBI's taxonomy places the organism in Eukaryota, Metazoa, Chordata, Actinopteri, Characiformes, Serrasalmidae. Gene Ontology annotation, molecular function: proton-transporting ATPase activity, rotational mechanism. Gene Ontology annotation, cellular component: proton-transporting V-type ATPase, V0 domain.